This is a messenger RNA of Linum trigynum, 375 nucleotides long. Lineage: Eukaryota; Viridiplantae; Streptophyta; Magnoliopsida; Malpighiales; Linaceae. The record is from the annotation of a GenBank genome assembly.
AUGAAGCAAAAGUUGGUGAUCAAUGUGUCAAUGAACAAGGAAAAGUCACGAUCCAAGGCGAUGAGGAUAGUCGUAGGCGUCCACGGCGUGGACUCGGCGUCCAUGGCCGGGCCGGAGAAGACCCAAAUCGAGGUCACCGGUGACGGAAUCGACUCGGUGGCACUCGUCACUCUGCUUCGAAAGAAAGUGGGAUUCUCUGAACUUGUCAGCGUCGGCUCUUUGGAAGAGAAUAAGCCGGUAGAAGAUUCCAAACCGCCGACCCCCGUCGUAUGGCCGUACGAGUACGCCGGUGGCCCGCCGCACCACGUCUACCAAAUGAGCCCUGCCGCCGGCGGAUACUAUUACAAUAACAAUUACCCUUAUCUUUGGAAUUAA